This is a messenger RNA of Periophthalmus magnuspinnatus, 1912 nucleotides long. RefSeq names its product copine IVa (gene cpne4a). The coding region runs from base 44 to 1726 and encodes 560 amino acids. NCBI's taxonomy places the organism in Eukaryota, Metazoa, Chordata, Actinopteri, Gobiiformes, Gobiidae. The record is from RefSeq and is a predicted model, not a curated record. The transcript has 16 exons. Gene Ontology annotation, molecular function: calcium-dependent phospholipid binding. Gene Ontology annotation, cellular component: plasma membrane. Gene Ontology annotation, biological process: cellular response to calcium ion.
CGAGUCCAAAGCACCACCACACCAAGCUCCGGACCCGAGCACCAUGGACCAGGAGUCAGACAGCAGCUCAUCGCCACGCGCCGCUGACCUGGACGACUGUAGCCCCCCACCACGGAUGGCGGACAUGCUGGAAGCUCAUUCGCUGGGGCUGCUGGAGGGGGCAUGUCUCACCAAAGUGGAGCUGCGGGUCACGUGUAAAGGAGUCCCAGACCGAGACCCCAGGACAAAACCCGAUCCCUGUGUUGUUCUCAACAUGAAGACACAAGGACAGUGGAUCGAGGUGGACCGCUCUGAGGUGGUCUGCGGCUCUAUGAACCCAUCCUUCUCAAAGGUUUUCACUCUGGACUUUUACUUCGAGGAGGUCCAGAGGCUGCGGUUCGAGCUCUUCGACGUCUUCGGACCUCAGGACUCUGACUUCCUUGGGUCUGUGGAGUGCACCCUGGCCCAGAUCAUCUCUCAGAGGAAAUUGUCCAAGGCUCUGCUGCGACCGGGAGGAACUGUGGGCAAGACCGUCGUCACGAUUUCUGCAGAGGAGCUGACAGGAAAUGAUGACUACAUUGAGCUGUCCUUCAGUGCCCGAAAACUGGACGACAAAGACUUUUUCACCAAAUCUGACCCUUUUCUGGACAUUUACCGAAUCAAUGACGACGCUACACUGCAGCUGGUCUACCGCACCGAGACGGUGAUGAAUAAUCUGAACCCGAUCUGGAAGACUUUCAAGGUUUCUCUCAACUGUCUGUGUAGCGGAGACCAUCACCGCAAACUACAGUGCACGGUCUGGGAUUGGGACUCGAACGGGAAACACGAUUACAUUGGAGAGUUCGAGGCCACGUUCAACGAGAUGAGAACUGCCAGCGAGGGCCGACAGGUGCAGUGGCCUUGUAUCAACCACAAAUAUAAACUCAAGAAGAAAAACUACAAGAACUCAGGAAUUGUCAUCCUCAGUCAGUGCAAGGUCAUUAAAAUGCACUCGUUUCUGGACUACAUCAUGGGAGGCUGCCAGAUUCAGUUCACGGUGGCAAUAGACUUCACAGCCUCAAACGGAGACCCUCGAAACAGCUGCUCACUUCACUACAUCCACCCAUUUCAGCCCAACGAGUAUCUGAAGGCUCUAGUGUCUGUGGGAGAAAUCUGUCAGGACUAUGACAGUGACAAAAUGUUCCCCGCCUUUGGAUUUGGAGCCAAGAUCCCCCCAGACUACAAGGUCUCUCACGACUUUCCGCUGAACUUUAAUGAGGAGAACCCAGAGUGUGCCGGUAUCCAGAGUGUGGUCCAGGCGUAUCAGUCCAUUUUGCCCAAACUGCAGCUGUACGGCCCCACCAACGUCUCCCCCAUCAUCCAGAAGGUGGCACUCACAGCUUCUCAGGAGCAGCACACCAAGGAGGCCAUGCAAUACUUUAUCCUCCUGGUGUUGACUGAUGGCGUGGUCACAGACAUGUCAGACACACGUGAGGCCAUUGUCCAGGCAGCGCACCUUCCGAUGUCUGUAAUCAUCGUAGGCGUCGGCUCUGCAGACUUCAGUGACAUGCAGCUCCUCCUGCGCUCCACCAGGGGGCAAUCUGUGUGCAGGGACAUCGUCCAAUUUGUGCCCUUCAGGAACUUCAAACACGCUUCUCCGGCGGCCCUGGCGAAGUCGGUUUUGGCCGAAAUUCCGAAUCAAAUCAUGGAGUAUUACAACAGCCGAGGAAUCAAACCCAAAACCCACAGGUCCACCAGGCCCUUCUAGACCAAGCCCAGGACUAAACCAAGACUGAACUAGGACUAAACCAGGACUGAAACCAGGACUGAAACCAGGACUAAACCAGGACUGAAACCAGGACUGAACCAGGAUCAAGCCAGGACUAAACCAGAACUAAACCAGGACUAAACCAGGACUGAACCAGGACUAAACCAGGACUUAAACCAGGACUGA